Molecule: messenger RNA, 603 nt
Organism: Botrytis sinoallii
Lineage: Eukaryota; Fungi; Ascomycota; Leotiomycetes; Helotiales; Sclerotiniaceae
Exons: 2
Coding region: 1-603 (200 amino acids)
Biological process (GO): intracellular mRNA localization; ribosomal large subunit biogenesis
Cellular component (GO): preribosome, large subunit precursor; nucleolus
Molecular function (GO): mRNA binding
Source: RefSeq, a predicted model, not a curated record
AUGGCGCCUUCCCGCACCAGUACCGUAAAAAACAAAAAUGCAUCCAAGCAUGCUGCAAACGGCUCUGGAAUCCGCAACAGCAAAACCGUUUCUCGAGCUCAAAGCGAUGGAGUCUCGAAAUCGAAAGGCAAAAAAGCUACACAGUCUAAGGGAGCCCCACCAAAACAGCAGAAGCAAGGAAGUAAAUUGGCGACGUUGAAGAAGAAGAGGAGAGUUUAUACGGAGAAGGAAUUGGGUAUCCCGGCGCUAAACAUGAUUACACCGGUGGGAGUAGAGAAGCCAAAGGGAAAGAAGAAGGGGAAGGUUUUUGUGGAUGAUAGGGAAUCCAUGAUGACGAUUCUCGCAAUGGUAAACGCGGACAAGGAUGGCCAAAUCGAGAGUAAGAUGAUGAGAGCCCGUCAGAUGGAAGAGAUUCGAGAGGCGAGAAAGGCAGAGCAUGAGAGAAAGCAGCAAUUACAAAAGGAAAAAUUAAGUGAAAUGAAGCAGGGUUUGAGGAAAAAGAGAAAUAGAGGGGGAGAUGAUGAGGGUGAUAAUGUGAGGGGAGAGGCAUUGGCUGGAACGAAACCUUUGAAGCCUAAAAAGAAGACCGUUUCGUUUGCUUGA